AUGGACCUACACAUAGAACUCGAGCUUUUGAAAAUUGAUCAGAGCAGUACUGUUGGUCAAAUCAAUGGGUUAGAAGCUCAAAUUGUUACUUUGAAAGAAAGAGCUUUGUUGUUACAGAAGAGAACUGAGAGAUUGGAGUCUAUUAAUGGGGUUUCGAAAGCAGAAAGUUCUUCUGCCGCCAAGGACAGAGGAUCGCUAUUAUCGGGUAAUCAAUCUGCCGUUGUAGAGAAAGAGUCAUUGUCGAGUGAGAGAUGCUCAAAGGACGAAGCCAUCUCAGGCUCGGAUGUUUCCAAUAAUCAGGUACUCGAGGAUCCUAGAGUCAUGAAGAAUCAUGGCCACCCUUUAUCUAGCAACAGUAUCGAUGAGCCUCAAAAGUCGAUCAUUAAAGCCACAAACAUGCAAGCCACAGACGACUUACAGGAAAAGAUUACUUGCGGAAAACACGCUACUACCGAAGAACCAACUGUUAAUUUGGAACUCGCUGAAGGACCUCUUCCAUGCUACUGGCGCGACAUAUCAUCGAACCUUUUUCCCAAGCAUCGUUGUGAAUGGUCGGAAGAUUUGAAGUCCUUUCUAAUCACCGCAACUUUGUCUUUUGACGAUGAUUCACGUGCGGAUUUAUCACCAGACUAUCUUUUGUGGACAUGUCGAGAAUCCUCAGAGGUAUAUUUAAAAUAUUAUCACCGUCUUCGAGGAGUCAGACCUAUGGAUGGCGAAUACCAUCGCCCAUAUGGGACUCCACGUGCCUCCUGUGUACGAGUUCAAAAUGAAGGCUGGAUUGACUUUGAUGUCGAUACUUUAGUUGCCAAGAAUAUCGAACGUACUUGUUACACGCUAGCGUGGCUUCAGAGCCGAGUAGAUCUCUCCGGAAUUACCAAUCUCGCCAUCUCUGAAAAUCCUCUGUACGAAACUCUUGACGAUCUAUGGUGGAGAAAUGCUGUUCCAUUUCUCGUAGAAGAGCAGUUCCCUGGACUGAAGUACCUGUACUUGAUUGCUAACCAUGUUAAAGAGGCUGACGAAUGGGAAUAUUCAAGGGGUCAUUUCGGUCCUUUGGCAGUUGUGAAAACAACAGACGUCAGGUUCAUGAACGAGCUAAAACGUGUCAUACAAAUCGAACGACUCGCACUCCCUAUGUUCUAUAUUUAUAUGCAGAAGAGUCUCUCUACAUAUUCAAGCAAGCUAUGGAACAUUGUGGAGAGAUUAAGUGUAAGAUUCGUCUAUGCUAUUAACGAUGGCUGUCUGCAGGAAGCCGAAGGCUAUAGUUUCUCGAUUGGGUGGUCUGGGGGUUUGAUAUCGACUAUCUUUCAGAUUCCUCUUAGCUAA
This is a messenger RNA of Botrytis fragariae, 1323 nucleotides long. RefSeq lists its product as uncharacterized. Lineage: Eukaryota; Fungi; Ascomycota; Leotiomycetes; Helotiales; Sclerotiniaceae. The transcript is spliced from 3 exons. The record is from RefSeq and is a predicted model, not a curated record. The coding region runs from base 1 to 1323 and encodes 440 amino acids.